This is a messenger RNA of Exophiala bonariae, 3366 nucleotides long. RefSeq lists its product as uncharacterized. The transcript has 3 exons. The record is from RefSeq and is a predicted model, not a curated record. Bases 1 to 3366 code for a protein of 1121 amino acids. NCBI's taxonomy places the organism in Eukaryota, Fungi, Ascomycota, Eurotiomycetes, Chaetothyriales, Herpotrichiellaceae. Gene Ontology annotation, molecular function: oxidoreductase activity, acting on paired donors, with incorporation or reduction of molecular oxygen; heme binding; monooxygenase activity.
AUGUUGGCUGAAGGUUCUUCCAUUUUUGGGAUCCCCAUCAGUGCCUGGGUCGUCCUAGGUGGCAUUCUAUAUUUUGUAUUUGGCUCGAGCCAUGAUCCCGAGCUCAACAAGAUUCCUGGUCCAUGGGUCUAUAAGGUGACCAGGUAUCGAUCAGCUUGGGAUGCAUGGAAGGCACGAUACGUCCACGCGAUCCUGGAUCUGCACAGGCAAUACGGCCCGGUCGUCCGAAUCAGCCCCAAUGAGGUUUCAUUCAACAGUCUCACGGCUUUGAGAACCAUAUAUGGCGCUGGAAGUGGAUUCGAGAGAACUUCCUUCUACCGAAUGUUUGAUGCCUAUGGCCGGGAGAAUUUGUUCACUUUUGCUUCGGGCAAGCUACACCGAGACAGGAAGAAGCUCGUCAGUCACAUCUAUGCAAACCAAACAGUGCUGGCGACAGAAUUCUCCCAGCUGGUUCAGAGGAAGGUCGCAGGGUUUCUUGACUUCCUCGAGAGGGAACCCGAGGCUGCCAGUGAGAUCUUUUCAAGCCUUCAUUACUUCUCCUUUGAUGCAAUCUCUGAGUUCGUCUAUGGACCUCGACAUGGUGGAACAAAGGCGCUGUUAGGCCCAAAUCGAGAGUUGAUUGCAGACAUUCUAAAUCCCGCCAGGAGAAGACUGGCGUGGUUCGCUGUCCAUUUUCCUGCCUGGACUUCGUGGGUUACCACCCGAACAGGUCUGCUUGAGAAAGGGCUCACCUCUCUCGGCCUCUUACCAAUGAGAAAACCCUUCACAUACUCCGGUAUCAGAAAACAUGCACUUGAAGCAUUCUACAGCUUUAAGAAUGCCCCUGCCAUUGAGAAGGCAGAUGUUGCAGAGAACACAGUCAUUGGCCGCUUGUUCAAGGUCCGAGAGACAACAAACAUGUCGGACCUGGACAUCGCCUCGGAAUGCUCCGAUCACUUACUUGCCGGCAUUGACACCACAUCUGAUUCAUUGAUGUUCAUGAUCUGGGCCCUUUCACUGCCUCAACACGAGGGUUUUCAGAAUCGGUUGCGGGAGGAGUUGUCACACAUCUCCGUUGAUGCUAAAGGACUACCCAUUCCACGCGACCUUACUCAGCUACCAUACCUGAACGCAGUCAUUCGGGAGUCAUUGCGUUUAUACUCACCCUUGCCAGCGUUUGAGCCGCGUACUGCAUUGGUCGAUACAGUAAUCGACGGAUAUAAGAUUCCAGCAGGCGCAAUUGUGGGCAUGUCUCCAUUUUGCUUGCACAGGGACGAAAAUGUCUAUCCCGAUCCUCUUACCUUUCAACCGGAGCGAUGGUUGACACCUUCCGGAGACCUCAUCCCUGAAUCCGACGAUCGAAACAGGUACUUUUGGGCAUUUUCGUCGGGUGCACGAAUGUGCAUCGGAAUGCACCUCGCUAACGCGGAAAUGCUCACAUUGAUGGCUGCGUUGUAUCGGAAGUACAGGACAUCUGCAAAACACCCGGACACGUCGCCAGGUAUCACAAGCAGGUUUGAGGUAUUCCAUGAUGAAACCAUGCCCAAAAUGGUUGAGCAUGAGUGUUGGAUCAAUUUCCAAAAGAUUCAAGACAGAUCGUUCCUCAAUCAGAUCUGCGACGAUUGUCUCAUGCAAGAGCUAGAUAUGCAGCCUCUCUCAAUUGCGGAUGAACUACCACAUCAAGCAAAACCCAACAACAGCGAGGGCCUCAUUUUUGAUAGUGAAGUCAAGGUUCAAGUAGACGAGAUCCAAUUUGAGAUGCUCUCAUCACCAACAAACCAUGGCAAAUCCGUGCCUAAUGUGGAUACCGAGGAUGACGGCGACAAGCAGAUUCUGGAGAGUCAUGUUAAGGUCAAAAUCGACUUUGAAUCCUCUAGCAUCUCUGGUGAACCAUCUUCACCUUUGUUCCCAUCAUCUGCAACACGAUCAUAUCCGUCGUCGCUGGAGGCUUCGCCUCCACCAUCGACUUACCGAACCAAGAGAUUUGGCUUUGCGCUUCCAGAAGGGGUGACAUACGAUCUCGACACAGCAGACGAUGAUUCCGAUGACUAUCCCGAGAUAUAUGACUGGACUUCUUCGCCCCUGUUCCGAGGGAGAUCCCUGACGCGGAAGAAAUUGACCAGUUUUGAGAUUUAUGGAGUCUCACCCAACAGCAGUUCUACCUCAGUCAAAGGCAAAGGUCUCUCAGGACUCAAAAGUCUUAAAUCAAUGUCAUCGAACCUACGAUCAGUUUCCAGCACAAAGAUUCCCGACAAGACUGGGAAGGUGGAUGUCGCUCCCGCCAAUAAACCAAGGACACUUCUUCGAGGGCUUCGAUCACGCAAGAGUUCACCACUGCUGACUACCAAGGGGGAAUCCUCCCACAUAGUCGAGUCGCAGUGCAGUGGAUCGUAUGGUAACCUGGAGCCGAAAGCCACCAAGAAAUCCGGCCUGAGGAAUUGGACGAGAUUCAUGAUUCCAGAAAAGAAGCGAAGCAAAUACGUACCCAUAAGUCAGCUCAGAAAUCAAACCCGUAGCUGUGCCCCAAGUCCAACGGGAUCUUGGGCUCGUGCUCAAGAGGACAGCCACGAAGACUUGCCAAUCUUAGCAUCUGAUCCUCCGACUAUGGCUCAUGGUGAACAUCGUAUCAGCUCGUCCAGUCAAGAUAUCGAAAGGGGUGAUCCGCUGGAGGCAGGUAACAAGAGAAUUUUAGACUUGACUGUACUGCCUGCAGAAGUGGUAUCUGCAGUCGACCUAAGUCAGUCGGUUGAAGAUAAGUUACGUCAAGACGAUCACGACGAGAAAACCAUGAAUGACCUCACCAUGCCCCAGAAUAGGGCAGUGCUUCAACCAGAAGACACUUGGGAGGCAUCAAAACAGCAGACAGCAAACGAGCCAGUGGUUGGAAAGGAUGACUCCCAAAGUCAACCACCAGUGGAAAUGAAGCUGUUGCCCGAGGAGAAGAGGAAUCGAGAAUCUUCGGUUACGAAAGAUAUAAUCGAAACCAAAGUAUCGGUGGAACCAAGCAUUAACACACAAACAGAGCAGACGACCGAAGGAGCCAUAGUUGCCAACAAUGCUACUGAACUGGAGGGAUAUCAGGAUGACACACCGGCUGAGAAAGAAGGUUGGUCUUCCAGAGAAAUUGCGAGCCCUGGCGAACCAUUGCCCGAGAGACCAGAAAAGCAGGACAUCACACCACGAUCAUCGUUCAUGCAGAAAAUCAUCGAGUCUAGCAAUGUAAGGCCACAUCCUCCACGCAAGAGUUCACUCAGGCAAAUGAUGGCCCAAAGUAAGAAUGAUUCGAGUGUGCCGAAAUUCAGCUUCCCACUACCACGAUCUGAGGUAAAUAAGACGCCAGCUGAUGGAGAAAGGGGUCUUCUCUCGGAAAGUCCUCAUGAGUUUUAG